Solenopsis invicta (red fire ant) is the source of this 2637-nucleotide messenger RNA. Its product is annotated as serine/arginine repetitive matrix protein 1-like. The coding region runs from base 1 to 2637 and encodes 878 amino acids. The record is from RefSeq and is a predicted model, not a curated record. Lineage: Eukaryota; Metazoa; Arthropoda; Insecta; Hymenoptera; Formicidae. Gene Ontology annotation, molecular function: nucleic acid binding; zinc ion binding. The transcript is spliced from 3 exons.
AUGGGGACUGGAGGGCUGGAGCUUUUCAGCCCGUCCAGUUCCCCGGGGAACCCCCCCACCCACAAAAAGGAGGAGACCAGGAAGCUCCAAGUUACACUGGAGGACUUCCUCCCCAAGGGGGAGAAGGCACGCCUCACUGGCUCGAGGCCGGGCCCGGCCUGCAGUAAGGGCGCUAAACCCGAUAACUGCCGGCCGGAUGAAACCCGCCUCGAGCCGAGAAGUACUCCCGGGCCAAGCCAGGGAAACAGGGAAAGACCCUCCCUGCCGCCCUCACCGACACCUGCCGGGGCGCCCAUCCAUAUGGAUGUGGACUCCGAUGUAGAGUCGGUGGGACGGGGAACUAAGAGGGCACAUAAGAAGACGGUUCCCGCAUAUUACAUCUCUUCGUCGACCGAGUCGGAUGAAGGUCCGACGAAGAGAGGACGCGGGAGACCCGCCAAAGACCCCUCCCAUAAGGGGCAAUUUACGGCCCAGGCCCUGGCACAGAAGGCGGAAGCCGAAAAGGCCAAACAAUUAAAGAAAGACCACAGGGCAAUCACAAACCCUGAGGUCAAGCCCACCUCUGGGCGAGCCACGAGGGCGCAAAAUGAAGCCCUCGAGCGCGCAGAGGAACUGGAGGCACAGCCCCUGGCUGCGGUGGCGGCUGUCAUGUCCAAUAGUUUGGGCAUGAUAGCCAAGUCCGUGGAGCGGUCCGGCAACAUCCAAGGUCCCAUCAAGAGGGACCUAUGGACCGCUUACACGGAACUGACGGCUGGCCUGACCGCCAUCGUGGCCAGGCAAGGGGAGAGUAAUGAAGCGCGACUCCAACGGGAGGAAAGUGCGGCCCUAAAGAAAGCCAGGGCCAAAUGGGCCAAGGAAAAGGCUAAGCUGAAGGCAGAGCUCGGCCAACUGAGAGUCCGCGUCGAGCGCCUCCAGUGCCCUUCCAUGGCCCAAGGUGGUGAAUACACCGACGCCGAGGUCCAGACGGACCUCGACGAAGAGGUCCUGGGGGCCCUGGUGGGAUCGCCCUCCCACGUGCCAGAUCCAAAUGAGGAUUUGGACACGGGAGCAGAGGAGCUUCCCGCCCCGGAACCCCCUGAGCUGGUGGGCGGCGCGACCAUGCGACCCAAAAAAGGGCCGAUGGUCGUGUCCGUGGAGAAGUUAAAAGAGCCCCUGGUCAUAUCAGCCAGGGACUUCAAAAAGCCCUAUUACCGUCCGCCGCUGCAGGGGGUCAGCAAACAGCUGAACCCCCUGUCGAAAGCGGCGGACCGGGUAGCGGCUCCCGCCUCCCGCACCUCCUUCCCCUCCCUUCCCCCUCCCACCAGUUCUCUGGAGACGUCGGGAUGGACCAGGGUGGAGGAUGGCAGGAGAAAAGAGAAGAAGAGGGCGAAAGCCCUGACCGAGGACAGCCUCAAGGAGGCUCAUUCCAGAGUUCUCCCGGCCGUCCUCGCUGAGAUGGGGCUCCUUCCCGCCCCUAGGGUGCCAGAGAGGCCCAGGGCGCCCCCGACUGCGGGCAAGACUGCCAGGCAGUCCGGGGCUGCCCCCCAGAAGGGAGCGGGCAACGCGGUCGCAACGACCGCGAAGCCCGCCCCGACGCAGAAGACGACCACCCCGUCCAUACUGGAGUUAUGGACGGAGGUGGUCUCCAAAAAGUCGAGACGAAAGGCCGCUAGAGCCGUCGAGGAGGCGGCAAAGACGGCCCCCACGGUGAAGAGGCCGACAAGGGUCCUUCCGGUCCCGCCCCAAAAAACCCCCUCCCAACAAUCUUCUUCGAAGAAGAAGAAGAAGAAAAGGGGCGGGCGUGGAGAGGGCCAAGGGGGUCCCGGGGGGCCACCCCCACCGAGCGGUGUCAGCUCCCAGGGCCCGGCUAGGGUGACCAGAAUCAAGCCGCCGACUACAGCGGCAGUCACGGUCACCUGUGCCGACCCGGGAGCAUAUGCAGCGGUCACGGGAGCCCUGAUUCUCGAGGUUAGGGGCGUCGAUAAUGGUACAAAAGCCGAUGCCCUGGCCGAGGGGAUCAGAGCUGCCCUGACGGGACGGGACGACGUCAAGGUAGCUCGACCAUGCAAGACGGUCGAGCUACGCUUGACCGGCCUGGACGAUUCGGUCACCUCCAGCGAGGUGGCCGAGGUCCUGGGAGCCAUGGGAGGAUGCUCUCCCCACGAUUUGAAAGUGGGGGAUAUCCGUAUGGCUCCCAAUGGGCUGGGCACCUGCUGGGUGCGCUGCCCAGCAAAGGCGGGCAAGGCAGUCUUGGCCGCCCCCCGGGUUAGGGUGGGCUGGUCAAGCUGCCGAGUGGCGCUGCUCCCUUCGCGGGGACUCCAGUGCCACCGAUGCGGAGGCAUUGGCCAUCUGGCCAAUGCCUGCAAGGAGAAAGCGGGCUGCCCGGUCUGUAAAGACGCGGGCAAGCCCGCCGAACAUCGGAUUGGUGCGAAGGGGUGCCUGGCGAACAAGCCUCAAAAGGCACCCCCGAGCGCCGGGGGCCGCAGCGAGGCGGGGUCGACAGCAACGCCAACCCUGCCGCAGAUCGCGGCCCCCCCGGAGAUAGAAGCUCCUCUCCCGCAAAGGGAGAGGAGAGUCAGAGAGGAGGAAGCAGCAACAGACUGCGUAGAGAUGCAGGAGGUGGAGGAGACUCGGGAGCAAGCCAACGAUGCCCCCUAG